Messenger RNA from Blastomyces gilchristii SLH14081, 990 nucleotides. RefSeq lists its product as uncharacterized. Gene Ontology annotation, biological process: RNA processing. The transcript has a single exon. Lineage: Eukaryota; Fungi; Ascomycota; Eurotiomycetes; Onygenales; Ajellomycetaceae. The record is from RefSeq and is a predicted model, not a curated record. The coding region runs from base 1 to 990 and encodes 329 amino acids.
AUGGCAAAGGAUAAGGAACGCUCCAUCAACCCCGCCCUAGCCCAACGGCGGCUGGAGAAGGCCAAAGCCUUGAAAAAGGGUAAAGCUGAGGUCCAAGCUCGUCGGAAUGAAAAGCUCGCGCGUCGCAACCCAGACCGGCUCCAGCGCCAAAUCGACAAUCUCAAGGCCGUCGAGGAGUCGGGGCAGCCACUGAAACCGUCCGAGAAGCAACAUCUUGAAGAGCUCGAGAGGGAUCUCCGCGCUGUCAAGAAGGCUAGAGAGGCCCUUGGUGACAAGGCUCCGACAUUUGGUGGGGGUGAGGCUAGACAGGGAACGCAUUCUCAUUCUGAUCGAGGGGGUCGCAGUGAUGGUGGUGGUCGCGGAGGGGUUCUGGGGAAGAGAAGGCGGGAUGGCCAGGAAAACAACCGGUGGCGGCGACGUGAUAAUGACGAUGGCGAGGGCAGCAGCGAUACAGACGAGAGCGUUCGACGGAUCCCCAUGCCAAAGGACACCCCUCCACCCAUCCCGCGCCAGCAUCAUGCACCCCGCCGCGCAACCAAUGCAAACAUGGAACCCCUUGGUGAAGGUAGAGGGCCCGGCGAAGCGCAAGCCACCACCACCACCACCACUGUUCCCGUUUCUCACCCACCUGCGGCACAACCCAAACCUGAGCCGAAAACAGUCUACGAAGCGGCCCCCGUGAUCAAAGACCUGCGGAAGGAAGCUGUGAGCAAGUUCGUCCCGACCGUUGUGCGCAUGAAACAGGAGGCCGCCAAGGGCCAACCCGGCAGGUUGUUGGAGCCUGAGGAAAUGGAUCGACUUGAGAGAGAAGGUUACAUACCAGGUGCUUCUUCUCAAGCGUUCCAGCCUUCGCCUGUCGAAUCUGGAGCUGCCACUGGAACUGGACCGGGAACUGGCUCUCCUGCACCGAAUGCUACACCCCCUACGGAAGUUAAUACGUCGAAGACGAGAACGGUGCAGAUAGAGGACGUUGAGGACGAAGAUAUCUAA